This is a messenger RNA of Octodon degus (degu), 1703 nucleotides long. RefSeq names its product G protein subunit beta 5 (gene Gnb5). Bases 151 to 1338 code for a protein of 395 amino acids. Gene Ontology annotation, biological process: G protein-coupled receptor signaling pathway; G protein-coupled dopamine receptor signaling pathway. NCBI's taxonomy places the organism in Eukaryota, Metazoa, Chordata, Mammalia, Rodentia, Octodontidae. The transcript has 12 exons. Gene Ontology annotation, cellular component: heterotrimeric G-protein complex; cytoplasm. The record is from RefSeq and is a predicted model, not a curated record. Gene Ontology annotation, molecular function: signaling receptor complex adaptor activity; protein binding.
UUCUGGCCCCUGCAUGACGAUAAGCACCAUGCGCUCCCUGCCUCAGACAGGGGUCGAUGCACCCACCCGCUGAGCAGGGAGGAUGCCAAGCCCAGAGGCCCUGCUCACACCCUCUCCUCUUAUUUCCUUCCAGCUUCACUGAGGAGGAAGAUGUGUGACCAGACCUUUUUAGUGAAUGUGUUUGGCUCCUGUGACAAAUGCUUCAAACAGAGAGCCCUGAGACCGGUAUUCAAGAAAUCCCAGCAACUCAGCUACUGCUCGACAUGUGCAGAAAUUAUGGCCACGGACGGGCUGCACGAGAGCGAGACGCUGGCGGCGCUGCGCAGCGAGGCGGAGAGCCUGAAGGGCAGGCUGGAGGAGGAGCGCGCCAAGCUGCACGACGUGGAGCUGCGCCAGGUGGCGGAGCGAGUGGAGGCGCUGGGCCAGUUCGUCAUGAAGACCAGGCGGACCCUCAAGGGCCACGGGAACAAGGUGCUGUGCAUGGACUGGUGCCGGGACAAGAGGCGGAUCGUGAGCUCCUCCCAGGACGGGAAGGUGAUCGUGUGGGAUUCCUUCACCACCAACAAGGAGCACGCGGUGACCAUGCCCUGCACCUGGGUGAUGGCCUGCGCCUACGCCCCGUCUGGAUGCGCCAUUGCCUGCGGGGGCCUGGAUAACAAGUGCUCUGUGUACCCGCUGACCUUUGACAAGAACGAGAACAUGGCAGCCAAGAAGAAGUCGGUGGCCAUGCACACCAACUACCUGUCGGCCUGCAGCUUCACCAACUCCGACAUGCAGAUCCUGACGGCCAGCGGCGAUGGCACCUGCGCUCUGUGGGACGUGGAGAGCGGGCAGCUGCUGCAGAGCUUCCAUGGGCAUGGGGCCGACGUGCUGUGCCUGGACCUGGCGCCCUCGGAGACCGGGAACACCUUCGUGUCCGGGGGCUGUGACAAGAAGGCCAUGGUAUGGGACAUGCGUUCUGGCCAGUGCGUGCAGGCCUUCGAGACUCACGAGUCAGACAUCAACAGCGUCCGGUACUACCCCAGUGGGGACGCCUUCGCCUCAGGCUCAGACGAUGCCACAUGUCGCCUCUAUGACCUUCGGGCAGACAGGGAGGUGGCCAUCUACUCCAAGGAGAGCAUUAUCUUCGGAGCGUCCAGCGUGGACUUCUCCCUCAGCGGUCGCCUGCUGUUUGCCGGCUACAAUGACUACACCAUCAAUGUGUGGGACGUGCUCAAGGGCACACGAGUCUCCAUCCUGUUUGGACACGAGAACCGAGUCAGCACCCUGCGCGUGUCUCCUGACGGCACAGCCUUCUGCUCAGGGUCCUGGGACCACACCCUUCGGGUCUGGGCUUAGCGCUCCCUCGAGAUACAGCAGACGGGGCAGCAAGUGACGGCUCUGCCAGGACCCGGUUGGGAUGAGCUCAGGUUCCCUGCAGUCUGCCUGAGGAUGCCUUUCCAGGGUCAGUGUCAGAGCCACUGCCCAGUCACACGUCAGGGCACCAUGCCAACACCUUUAACUUCAGUAUUGCUCACGUUGGACCCUUGAAGUUUGUCCGUUGCUAAGAUUCUUCUGACUUUAUUAGUCCAGUCCCUGUUCCUCGCGAAUCUGGCACUUAGGAUAUCCCGUGCAGGUUCUGGCCCAUGGGGUGCCCGUGGGAGCCCUAGGAGAAGUAGAUCCCAGUUCUGAAUGUAAGCAGACAGCAUCACUUUUAAAAACAU